AUGGGUGGCAGAAGCACUCCCUUGAGCUCAUCUUACCCCAAGCUGGUCGAACGACCAGUGGGCAAGCAGAUCGAGAGCAUCUACACCGGCAGACUACGCCAAUUCACAGAUCGAGGUCAAUACUACCACCAGGGCUUGCUGGCCAAGCUCUAUCACAAUCAGACCAACGACUCAAAAUAUAUCAAGCUGUCCGUCUACUCUCCUCCUGACCUCACCCGUCCGACCUUCAAAGAAGCUACUUCUCAAAAGUUCAAGCCUGCAAGGCUCGGCGACACAUUUGGUCCGUCAUGGAGCACUCACUGGUUCAAGGUCCAGCUCACCGUACCCAAGAAUAUGCUGAAUGCAGAGCAUCUGGAGUUUCACUGGGAUGCCGGCAAUGAAGGUCUUGUCUGGUCGGAAGACGGAAAGCCUCUUCAAGGGUUGACUGGUGGCGGUGAACGUGUCGAGUGGAUAUUGCCUCAAGACUGGCAGAAUGGGAAAGAGCAUACCUUCUAUGUUGAGAUGGCCUGUAACAAGAUGUUUGGAAAUGCACCAGGCGGUGACACUAUACAGCCACCUGACCCGAAUACAUACUACACGCUGAGUCAGGCUGAUAUUAUGGACGUCAAUCUUGCCGUUCGAGGUCUCUACGUUGACUUCUGGGAGAUCGGAGACGCAGCCAGGGAGUUUCCUGAGGAUGGCUGGCAGAGACACAAAGCUCUGCAAGUAUGCAAUGCUAUUAUGGACGCCUUCAUUGCUGGAGACGGCUCACAAGAGUCAAUACUAAAAGGUCGAAAAAUCGCACAAGAGUACAUUGGAAAGCACGUCAGUUCGCCUACUGUCUACGACUCGAAGGAAGAAUCGAUUGUGUAUGCUAUCGGACACUGUCACAUCGACACGUGCUGGCUGUGGCCGUGGGCAGAGACAAAAAGAAAAGUCGUGCGCUCUUGGUCGAGUCAGUGUGAUCUCAUGGAUCGCUACCCUGAGCACCGUUUUGCUUGCAGUCAAGCUCAGCAGUACAAGUGGCUGAAGGAGUACUAUCCCUUUGCAUUCGACCGCGUCAAGGAAAAGGUCAAGCGUGGUCAAUUUCAGCCCAUCGGAGGCAGUUGGGUCGAACACGAUACAAAUAUGCCGUCGGGCGAGUCACUUGUCCGUCAAUUCUUGUAUGGCCAGAGGUUUUUCGAGUCGCAUUUCGGCGAGCGAUGUCAGACCUUCUGGCUUCCGGAUACAUUUGGAUACUCGAGUCAGCUGCCACAGAUAUGUCGCUUGGCAGGCAUGUCGCGCUUCUUCACCCAAAAAUUGAGCUGGAACAAUAUCAACAACUUCCCACAUACCACUUUCAAUUGGGUUGCUUUGGACGGCAGCCAGGUCAUCUGUCAUAUGGCGCCCAGUGAGACCUAUACGGCUGAUGCUGACUUUGGAGACGUUGUAAGAAGUGUGUCCCAGCACAAAUCACUGGACCAAGACAAUACUUCGUUGCUUGUUUUCGGCAAGGGUGACGGUGGAGGCGGUCCAACCAGAGAUAUGCUGGAAAAAUUGAGACGACUAAGAGGUAUGGCUGACACGACUGCAGGUGGUGUGCUACCACGAGUACAUAUGGGCAACACUGUGGAUGACUUCUUCAAAAGAUUAGAGGACAAAGUCGCGUCAGGUACCGAUUUGGUUACUUGGUAUGGUGAGCUUUACUUUGAGCUCCAUCGAGGUACGUACACAACACAAGCCAACAACAAACGGAACAACCGAAAGCAGGAGAUUAUGAUGCACGACAUUGAAUAUCUGGCUACAUUGGCAAGCUUGUCCAGUAAAAAGUACCAAUAUCCGAAGAAGGAGAUUGACGAGCUAUGGGAGAACAUCUUGCUCUGUCAAUUCCACGAUUGCUUACCAGGAAGUUCGAUCGAAAUGUGUUACGACGACUCGGAUGAGCUUUAUGCACAUAACGAUGUGGUUGGCACGAAGUUGAAAGACAAUGCCUUGGCUGCAUUAGGAAUGUCAAAGUCCAGGACAGCAUCGCGAGAUUGUGAGACUGUGGCUAUCAACACUUUACCUUGGGACCGCACAGAAAUUGUCAAGACGCCUGGGGAUGGAUAUACAGUCGUCCAUGCAGAGACAGGAAUCAACUCAACUGACAAGAUUGAACUGCUGGCCUCAGAAAAGGCUACGGUGACGGAAAAGAAGGACGGUGUGUUCAUUCUUGCCAACAGCAGGUUUGCUGUCGAAGUCGAGAACGGGGUCAUCACAUCUCUAUUUGACAAGAAGGUCAAGCGAGAGGUCAUUGCACAUGGUGGCAAGGGCAACCAACUUGUUUUGUUCGAUGACAAGCCGCUGUAUUGGCAGGCGUGGGAUGUCGAAGUAUUCCACCUGAACUCGAGGAAAGAGCUCCCCUCUGGACGAACCGAGAUCGUGGACACAGGACCAUACCGAGUGAGCGUGGCGACCAAGACCAAGAUCAGCGAUCAGAGCUGGGUGAAGACGACGAUCAGCCUUGACGCAGCGACAGGCGAGACGGACAGCCCCAGCUAUGUCUCGGUCGAGGCGGAUGUAGAAUGGCAUGAGACGAUGAAGUUCUUGAAGGUCGAAUUUCCGGUUGAUGUGUUCAAUACCGAGGCCACAUAUGAAACACAGUAUGGACUUGUCAGGCGACCGACGCACUACAAUACCAGCUGGGACAUGGCCAAGUUUGAGGUCUGCUGUCACAAGUUUGCUGAUCUAUCCGAGGCCAACUAUGGAGUAUCAGUGCUCAACGACAGCAAGUAUGGCUUUGCGACAUGUGGCAACCUAAUGAGGCUAUCUCUACUGCGAGCACCAAAGGCUCCCGAUGCACACGCUGACAUGGGGCAUCAUACGAUCAAAUGGGCAAUCAUGCCACACGCUGGGGCUUUAUCAGCAGAGACAGUGCAUGCUGCCCACAACUUCAACAAUCCUUUGAGUCUGGUCACGAUCAACAACGAGCAAGAACCAGACGAGGAUAUCUUUACGUCUAUUGUCGUGACUGGCUCUUCCUCGUUAGUACUGGACUGUGUGAAGCGAGGUGAAGAUGAUGAGGAUGUCUCUCGAGGCGAGUUCGACAAGCGCAAGGGCAGAAGUGUCAUCUUGCGCAUCUACGAGUCGAUGGGUGGGAAGAGCCGAGGCACCAUCAGGACGACGUUGUCUGUCGACAAGGUGUUCAAAACCAACGUGCUUGAGGAUGAUCUGCAAGAAUUGAAGCUCGCCUCGGGAGAGGUAGAGAUUGAGCUGCGGCCUUUUGAGGUUGUGACAUAUCGAUUGCAGCUUUCGUCGUGA
Lithohypha guttulata is the source of this 3258-nucleotide messenger RNA. RefSeq names its product Glycoside hydrolase, 38 vacuolar alpha mannosidase (gene AMS1). Gene Ontology annotation, cellular component: fungal-type vacuole membrane. Gene Ontology annotation, biological process: oligosaccharide catabolic process; mannose metabolic process. Bases 1 to 3258 code for a protein of 1085 amino acids. NCBI's taxonomy places the organism in Eukaryota, Fungi, Ascomycota, Eurotiomycetes, Chaetothyriales, Trichomeriaceae. The transcript is spliced from 2 exons. The record is from RefSeq and is a predicted model, not a curated record. Gene Ontology annotation, molecular function: alpha-mannosidase activity; carbohydrate binding.